Molecule: messenger RNA, 2398 nt
Organism: Chenopodium quinoa (quinoa)
Lineage: Eukaryota; Viridiplantae; Streptophyta; Magnoliopsida; Caryophyllales; Amaranthaceae
Product: protein NRT1/ PTR FAMILY 2.12-like
Exons: 4
Coding region: 115-1995 (626 amino acids)
Biological process (GO): transmembrane transport
Cellular component (GO): plasma membrane
Molecular function (GO): transmembrane transporter activity
Source: RefSeq, a predicted model, not a curated record
AUAUAUAUAAUGGCAUUUGGUUGCUAAUACUAAGAUUUAAUAAUGCACAUGAAAAACAAAACUUUAUAGAGUUAGAGUGAGAAAGAUAAUAACAACGAACUAGCUUAGCUAGCCAUGGAGAUCAACAAAGAGCAAGUACAUUCUUCUUGGUUACCAUGGUGUUGUAGUCGGGGAGCAUUUUCGACAACUUCGAGCGAGGUCCCUUUGGAUGAACGAGAAGCUCAUGAGGAUGAUGAGAAACGAGUCGUUAUGGUGAGCUCAAACUCGAAAAAGCCCGGUGGAUGGAAAUCUAUGCCUUUUAUUCUAGGAAAUGAGACAUUUGAGAGGCUAGCAACAUUUGGGGUACUAGCCAACUUUAUGGUGUAUCUAAGGCGUGAGUAUCAUAUGGACCAGGUGGCCGCCACUAACGUCAUCAACAUCUUCUCUGGGGUGGCUAAUUUCGCCCCUUUGGUUGGCGCUUUUCUUUCCGAUGCUUUCAUUGGACGCUUUUGGGCUAUCGCUAUUGGUUCUUUGGCUGCUUUUCUGGGAAUGGUGGGCCUAACAUUAACAGCAUGGAUCCCUAACCUAACACCACCUUGGUGUCCAUUCAAUGACAGCAAAAAUGUCCAAACGUUAAACCCAAAACAAAUGGGCUCAUGUCAACAGCCCAAUGGACAUCAAUUGGGCUUCUUAGUCCUCAGCCUUGGGCUACUCUGCAUAGGAACAGCAGGAAUAAGGCCCUGUAGCAUACCAUUUGGAAUGGACCAAUUUGAUCAUACAACUGAAGAAGGAAGAAGAGGGAUUAAUAGUUACUACAAUUGGUAUUACACAACUUUUACAAUUGUGGUAAUGUUAACUCUUACUGUUGUUGUGUAUAUUCAAGACUCAGUGAGUUGGGUUUGGGGGUUUGGUAUCCCUACGUCUCUUAUGUUUUGCUCUAUUUUGCUCUUUUUCUUUGGGAUGAAGUUGUUUGUGUAUGUCAAGCCUCAAGGUAGCAUCUUCUCUAGCAUCUUUCGAGUUUUCGUUGCAACAUAUAAAAAGCAUCACCUUGAACUUCCUCAUAAUGUCGAGAAGGGUGUUUACUAUGAUCCGCCACCUUCUGGGGUUCUGGAGUCUGUGCUUCCUCUUACUCAUCAAUUCAGCUUCUUAAACAAAGCAGCAAUAAUACAAGAGGGUGAAAUAAACAAAGAUACUUAUACAAAAACACCAAGAAGUAAAUGGACUUUAUGCAGCGUACAAGAAGUUGAAGAAGUAAAAUGUGUGAUAAGAGUACUCCCAAUUUGGGCAUCAGGUAUUAUUUGUUUCACCUCAGCUGCACAACAAUCAACCUUUGCAGUCUCACAAGCCAUGAUCUUGAACCGAGCCAUAGGCCCGAAAUUUCAAAUCCCACCAGGCUCAAUUGGUAUCAUAUCCAUGCUUACCAUAGGAGUUUGGGUGCCAAUCUAUGAUCGUUUCAUUGUUCCAUCUCUUCGAAAGGUCACGAAACAUGAGAAUGGCAUUACACUUCUCCAACGAAUGGGGAUUGGCCUUGCUUUCUCGGUGCUUUCGAUGAUUGUGGCCGGUCUAGUAGAGCAAAAGAGAAGAAAUGCGGCAAAUGAUCACCACCAAAUGCUAUCGAUUGGGUGGUUAGCCCCUCAGUUAGUCAUGCUAGGACUAGCAGAAGGGUUUAAUUUCAUAGCACAAAUUGAAUUCUACAACAAGCAGUUUCCUGAGAAUUUGAGAAGUAUUGCGACUUCUAUGUUCUUUUGCACCAUUGCCGGUGCAAACUACUUGAGCAGUGCAUUGGUGAGUAUUGUUCAUAAGUUUACUGGUAGACAUGGUAACCCAGAUUGGCUAACCAAUGAUAUAAAUCAAGGAAGGGUGGACUACUUUUACUACUUGCUUGCUAUAAUGGGUGUGCUGAAUCUCAUAUAUUUCGUGAUUUGUGCUAAGAAAUAUAAAUAUAAAGGUAGUAAUAAUGAUAAUUCAGAGGGGAAAGAUAUUACUGACAUUGAGCUUGAUCUUGUUAAAUAUUGAAGAAAAGAGAGUUCUGUACUACUUAGUCUUAGCUAGAUAGGGUAUACAUAUAUGUGUAAUAAGCUGAAUUUGAGAAUCUGCAUAGUAGUGUAAUCUUUGAUCUUUUAAUAUUAUCUAACUCAUGUUUUGAUGGGUGUAAUAAUUGAGACUUGCAAUUAUUUAUUUAUUUAUUUUUAUUUUUAUUUUUUUUUUCGCUGCAAUAUAUAAAAUGCAUUCUAACAAAAGUCAAAAGAGUAAAGGUUGUAAAAAAGGAUAUUUAAGUAUGUAGCUAAGAUUUCCGAGCCUUUUGUUAGAAAUCAAUUCAAUCAAAAGUUUAAGCUAACGGUUGACACAUUGCAUUAUUAUGAAUAAGGCACAAGUUAGGCAUGAACUAGGUUAUAUUUAGUAGUCAAUAAAAGAUAUA